Messenger RNA from Myotis brandtii (Brandt's bat), 967 nucleotides. RefSeq names its product NHL repeat containing E3 ubiquitin protein ligase 1 (gene NHLRC1). The annotation marks the transcript as partial. Gene Ontology annotation, molecular function: ubiquitin protein ligase activity; translation repressor activity; protein binding. The record is from RefSeq and is a predicted model, not a curated record. Lineage: Eukaryota; Metazoa; Chordata; Mammalia; Chiroptera; Vespertilionidae. Gene Ontology annotation, biological process: negative regulation of translation; protein polyubiquitination; proteasome-mediated ubiquitin-dependent protein catabolic process. The transcript has a single exon.
GGCGGCUGGGGAACCCUGGUGAACCCCACCGGGCUGGCGCUGUGUCCCAAGACGGGGCGGUUCGUGGUGGUGCACGACGGCAAGCGGCGGGUCAAGAUCUUUGAUUCCGGGGGAGGAUGCGCGCACCAGUUUGGAGAGAAGGGGGACGCCGCCCAGGACAUUAAGUACCCACUCGAUGUCACCGUCACCAACGACUGUCACGUGGUUGUCACCGAUGCCGGCGACCGCUCCAUCAAAGUGUUCGAUUUUUUUGGCCAAAUCAGGCUUGUCGUCGGAGGCCAGUUCUCCUUGCCUUGGGGUGUGGAGACCACCCCUCAGAAUAGGGUCGUGGUAACUGACGCGGAGGCAGGGUCCCUGCACCUCCUGGAGGUGGACUUUCCAGAAGGGGUCCUCCGGCGAACGGAGAGGUUGCAAGAGCAUCUGUGCGGUCCCCGAGGGGUGGCGGUGUCCUGGCUCACAGGGGCCAUUGCGGUCCUAGAGCGCCCCCUGGCCCUCGGGACCGGGACCUGCAGCACCACGGUGAAGGUGUUCAGCGCCACCAUGCAGCUCAUUGGCCAGGUGGACACCUUCGGGCUGAGCCUCUUCUUCCCCUCGGAAAUCACGGCCUCCGCUGUGACCUUCGAUCACCAGGGGAAUGUGAUCGUCGCCGAUACGUCCAGUCACGCUGUCCUAUGCUUAGGAAAACCCGAGGAGUUUCCCGUACCGAAGCCCGUCAUCACCCACGGGCUUUCCCAUCCUGUGGCACUGACCUUCACCAAGGAGAAUUCUCUUCUUGUGCUGGACAGUGCCGCCCAUUCUGUAAAAGUCUAUAAGGUUGACUGGGGAUGAUGGGCGUAGUGAGGAUUCUGGGGCUUGGAACCAGAAGCCCUGGAGCGGCCACUAAUGAAUUGUUUAGCCGUGGAUACAGUGGGGCCUUGACUUACGAGUGUCCCGACUAACGAGUUUUUUGAGAUACCAGCUGUCUCUC